AUGGACCCACCUCGCGCCGUCGCCGUUCUUCUCCUCUUACUCCUUCCCGUGCUCGCCCCGGUGGCCUCCGGCGUGCCCUUCGUCGUCCUCCACGGGAUUGGCGACGAGUGCGGGAACGAUGGCCUGGCAUCCUUCACCGAGAUGCUUGGGGAGUGGUCCGGCUCCAAAGGUUACUGCAUUGAAAUUGGAAGAGGAGCAUGGGACUCUUGGUUGAUGCCACUUCAAGAGCAGGCAAAUACGGUUUGCAAGAAGGUCAAGAAAAUGAAAGAACUCAGUGAAGGUUACAAUAUAGUUGGCCUGUCUCAGGGGAACUUAAUUGGCAGGGCUGUAAUCGAGUACUGUGAUGGUGGACCUCCGGUCAAGAAUUUCAUAUCAAUUGGGGGUCCUCAUGCUGGUACAGCUUCAGUGCCACUUUGUGGUUUUGGGUUUCUUUGUAUUCUUAUUGAUGAUCUGAUUAAAUCAGAGAUAUAUUCAGAUUACGUGCAGGCACAUCUUGCCCCUAGUGGUUACCUAAAGAUACCCACUGAUAUGGAAGAUUAUUUAAAAGGUUGCAGAUUUCUUCCAAAGCUUAACAAUGAGAUCCCAAGUGCAAGAAAUACUACCUAUAAAGAAAGAUUCAGCAGCUUGGAAAACUUGGUACUGAUUAUGUUUGAGGACGAUGCAGUAUUAAUACCUCGGGAAACAGCAUGGUUUGGUUAUUACCCUGAUGGAGCCUUUAGCCCAGUGCUGCCCCCUCAAGAGACGAAGCUGUAUACAGAAGAUUGGAUUGGCUUGAGGACCCUGGACGAGGCUGGGCGUGUUAAAUUCGUGUCUGUGCCAGGAGGUCACCUGCGUAUCUCCAGAAGCGACAUGAAGAAGUACAUCGUGCCUUACUUGACGCCGGAGGCGUCAUCCAAGCAGAGCAUACACCGGAUGCUGUCGCUUUGA
Messenger RNA from Miscanthus lutarioriparius, 927 nucleotides. The record is from the annotation of a GenBank genome assembly. Lineage: Eukaryota; Viridiplantae; Streptophyta; Magnoliopsida; Poales; Poaceae.